AUGCAGAGGUCCUGGAAGGACUUCUCUUGCCGCCCCAGGGGCUUGCCCUUGCCGGGCUCCAUCCGGUCCUGCGCCUCCUUGAAGUCACAUGUGCACCGACGUGGGCUCAUAGAACUGGCAGGGACCGUACACUGUGUGGGCCCCCGCAGCCCCCUGGCCUAUAUUAGAUACGGCUGCUAUUGUGGCCUGGGUGGCCGAGGCAAGCCCCUGGAUGCCAUGGACCGGUGCUGUCACCGUCAUGAUUGCUGCUACCGGCAUGCCAGUGAGGAGGCUGGCUGCAUACCCAAGCUGCAGUCCUACCCUUGGACAUGCAACAAUCAGCACAUUGAAUGUGGACCGGCAGAGGAUGAAUGUCAAGAACUCUUGUGCAAGUGUGACCAGGAGCUUGCUUACUGCUUAGCCGAAAACGAGUACCAUUUAAAGUACCUCUUCUAUCCACGUUUCUUAUGUGGGCACGACCCGCUCAAAUGUGACUGACUAGUUUGACUUGAAAUGUUAUUGUACAAGGAAAUAAAACUCUUUUUUCACUAACCAACAGCCAUAUUCAGAGGGGAACUGAGUUAAAGUGUUAAAGCUGCAACUUGUGUUUGUUCUCCCUCCCUCUCCAAACCUGGGGCUGGAGCCUGUUCGGUUGCCAGUUUGACUAAGGUCAAAACCCCAUGCCUAUUUACAAAACCAUGACGGUGUUUAUGACUGUAUUGGGUCUGGGACCAUGUUUGAGGUUCGACCUUUAUGAAAAGGCUGAGCUUGUCUUCUAACCUGCUCUUGAUGAACAAACACCUGCUAAGUGCCUGGUCUUGUUCUAAGUCCUGGGUUGAGGCAAUAAAUAAGAUGGCCACAUGACACCAUCCACCCUUGUGAAGUUCAGGUCUAGUAAUUGUUAGCUCAAGAAAGAGUAUUCUUGCCCAUCCUACUCCACCUUUUUAAA
Molecule: messenger RNA, 928 nt
Organism: Myotis davidii
Lineage: Eukaryota; Metazoa; Chordata; Mammalia; Chiroptera; Vespertilionidae
Gene: PLA2G10
Product: phospholipase A2 group X
Exons: 4
Coding region: 1-477 (158 amino acids)
Biological process (GO): arachidonate secretion; lipid catabolic process; phospholipid metabolic process
Molecular function (GO): calcium ion binding; phospholipid binding
Source: RefSeq, a predicted model, not a curated record